AUGAGGGAAAAUGAGGAGCCGGAAUACUAUUGUAACUCAAUUUGUCCAAAAAGGACAACGCCUUACGGCUACCACCACAUGGAGGAAGUAAACAUGGCUGUUGGCAAAAUUGUGAUCCUUCUUGUGAGCGCCAUAGUUUUGGCUGAUGCUUACUUUGGAUACCCAAACCUCGGCAUCCCGAAACUGGACUCCGUUGUGAUCAAAAACUACGCUGCAUCAGUACCCGGAUGGCUCGAUCUCGAAUUGGUUGAAGGUGUCGGCCAAGGCUUGAGGUCUUGCGUAGUUGACAAAUUUUGGUUGGACUUUGACAAACGCUACGGAGCCGUAGAAGUUGUAUGCGACGGCAGCAUCAACGGUCAUUACAAACUUUACUCCAACAGUUCCUUAAUCAGAAACUUAUUGGACGGUGACUUAAUCUGCGGAGAGGGCAACGGUGGAGUCAAAGUUGAAAAAUUGAAGCUGUCAUACGAUUUCCUCUUCAAUGUUGAAAGGCGUGGAAAUGAUAACUUCCUUAACCUGAACUUCGAAAACUCUAAAGUUGGCGUUGAAAUUUUGCAAGGAAUCAGCUUUACUGCCGACACCCUUUACUUAGGCCAACUGGAAGCUAGUGACCUUAUCCUCGGUGUUGUGAACCAAUACUGGAAGAUGAUUUUGAAGGCGACUGGAGUCUCUGUCCUCGAUGGAUUCUUCAAAUAUGUCUUUGACUUAACACAGAAAUACUUUAACAACGUCCCUGUUAGCGAUUACAUCGAUGACGACGUCUCGUACUUCAUUAGUAACAAAUAUUAUUGA
Messenger RNA from Manduca sexta (tobacco hornworm), 792 nucleotides. RefSeq lists its product as uncharacterized. NCBI's taxonomy places the organism in Eukaryota, Metazoa, Arthropoda, Insecta, Lepidoptera, Sphingidae. The transcript is spliced from 7 exons. The record is from RefSeq and is a predicted model, not a curated record. The coding region runs from base 1 to 792 and encodes 263 amino acids.